UUGAUCUGACUUGUCCUCCCUGCUGGAAGUGUUUUCCUGCUCCUCGGGACUUCUCCGAGUGCUAUGGCCAUUUCUGUGUCUCUGCAGUGUCUGGGGCUCGUCAUUCUCGCAGCAAUCCUCCUCCAGACCAUUGCGGUUGCCGUCAGUUUUAUGUACUUCAACAAAGUCCUGAGCACGAUGCAGGAGAGUUUCUCCCGGAGUAGCGUUUCCUGUCUGAUUAACACAAACCUGCACUCGGAGUUCGUAGAUUCAGCGGAGGAGAAGAAGAGCGACCCCUGCUGGCAAGUCACACAACAGCUCUACUACCACAUAGAAAAGACGAUGGCUGACAGAUUCCAGAAGGAGAUUUCCACUGCUAUGAGAGAUAAGCUGACAGGAGUGCUACCCGUCCUGAGCCCUGGGCCCCGAGGGGUCCCCCUUCCUAAGGUUGCUGCCCAUGUGACUGGCAUCGUUUCGUCCACGGAGCCUCCAGCAGCAGAUGGCUCGCGGAGCAGCAGGGGAUAUCUGGGGGAGCGAAUCAGAGCGUGGGAGGGCCAGCGAGGUCUGUCGUUCCUGCAGAACAUGGAGCUGAGGGGAGGAGAACUGCUGGUGCCCCGAGCAGGCCUAUACUACAUCUAUGCCCAGACCUACUUCAGACUGGCCUCCACGGGGGAGACAGAUGGGGAGGCAAAGGAGGAGGAAGGAGCACAGCUUGUCCAGUAUAUCUACAAGAAGAUGAGUUCCUACACGGUGCCCAUCCUGCUGAUGAAAUCGUCCCGCAGCGCCUGCUGGCCUCGGGGUCAGGAGCCCGGUCUCUUCUCCCUGCAUCAGGCCGGCACUGCCUUUCUGCAGCCUGCUGAUCGCCUCUUCGUCACCGUCAGCAAUGCCAGCUCCAUGGAGAUGGACGGGAGGGCUAGCUACUUUGGGGCCUUCCUUGUGGGCUAAAGGGAGGGAACCGCAGACAGGAGUUAGCCCAAAUGUCAGGGGUUUGCUUGGUGAUAUGCGCAGCUGUCUGAGGGUGCAGGACUGGAGAAGAAGAGUGUACUGUGAGGAGUGCAAAGGACUUCUUCGGGAUCGUGGAGCUGCAGGGAUAUGAUCAAACUGAGCCACAGCAGAAGACCUUCAGUGGGCCAAAAUGGCAUGGAAGAAGAGCCAUUUGCUGUGUAUGUAGAGCAUUCACAGUAAAACCUCACACCGGUUAUUAACUUUGUUUUUAAGGCUGGUGAACUGAAUGUACUAUACGACAGCCGAACAUGGAUUACACGGUGCAUUCAGAGAACAGGACAUUUGGAGCUGUACAAUAGAUGCAGAUUAAAUGUUGUCUCCUCAUGUGUGAAUGCCUUCUAUUGAGGACAGUGUGAGCUGCUUUGCCCGUCGGUCAAACAGUGAAGAGUCGGGUUGUCACCCGCAGGAAAAGACACAGACGCUGGUGUUUUAUUAAAAACAAGUAUGACAAAUGCCACAAUACAAGAUUUUGGAUGUUCAAGAAUAUGAAUGAAGCCUAUUUUAUUUUUAAGUUUACAGUA
Chelmon rostratus (copperband butterflyfish) is the source of this 1505-nucleotide messenger RNA. RefSeq names its product tumor necrosis factor ligand superfamily member 10-like. NCBI's taxonomy places the organism in Eukaryota, Metazoa, Chordata, Actinopteri, Chaetodontiformes, Chaetodontidae. The coding region runs from base 64 to 924 and encodes 286 amino acids. Gene Ontology annotation, molecular function: tumor necrosis factor receptor binding. Gene Ontology annotation, cellular component: membrane. The record is from RefSeq and is a predicted model, not a curated record. Gene Ontology annotation, biological process: immune response. The transcript is spliced from 6 exons.